Molecule: messenger RNA, 372 nt
Organism: Saccharomyces mikatae IFO 1815
Lineage: Eukaryota; Fungi; Ascomycota; Saccharomycetes; Saccharomycetales; Saccharomycetaceae
Gene: RPL22B
Product: 60S ribosomal protein eL22
Exons: 2
Coding region: 1-372 (123 amino acids)
Biological process (GO): cytoplasmic translation
Cellular component (GO): ribosome
Molecular function (GO): structural constituent of ribosome; RNA binding
Source: RefSeq, a predicted model, not a curated record
AUGGCUCCAAACACUUCCAGAAAGCAAAAAAUUGUCAAGACCUUAACCGUUGACGUUUCAUCUCCAACCGAGAACGGGGUCUUUGAUCCAGCUUCAUACUCCAAGUACUUAAUUGACCAUAUUAAAGUUGAUGGGGCUGUAGGAAACUUAGGAAACACUAUUGAAGUUACUGAAGACGGUUCUGUUGUCACAGUUGUGGCCACUACCAAAUUUUCUGGUAAGUACUUAAAAUAUCUAACCAAGAAGUAUUUGAAGAAGAACCAGCUAAGAGAUUGGAUAAGAUUCAUCUCUAUAAGGCAAAACCAAUACAAGUUGGUAUUCUACCAGGUCACUCCUGAAGAUGCUGACGAAGAAGAAGAAAACGAAGAAUAA